Molecule: messenger RNA, 207 nt
Organism: Arctia plantaginis
Lineage: Eukaryota; Metazoa; Arthropoda; Insecta; Lepidoptera; Erebidae
Source: the annotation of a GenBank genome assembly
AUGAAAUUCUUUGCAUUCUUCUUCGUGGCGCUGGCGGCCAUCCUGGCCUUGGUGGGUGCUGAUAGCCUACGUGGGGAACAGCCAGUAGACAGGGUAGUUCGCAGUGCGGCACCAGGAAAACACGGCGGUGGCGGCCAUGGAGGAGGUGGCUACGGAGGAGGCUACGGAGGAGGUGGCUACGGCCACGGCUACGGCCACAAGGGCUAA